Neurospora tetrasperma FGSC 2508 is the source of this 252-nucleotide messenger RNA. RefSeq lists its product as uncharacterized. Lineage: Eukaryota; Fungi; Ascomycota; Sordariomycetes; Sordariales; Sordariaceae. The record is from RefSeq and is a predicted model, not a curated record. The transcript has 2 exons. The annotation marks the transcript as partial.
CGGCGGAGUACAAACAGCGGGCUGUUUAAGAUUGACGCAAUCAAGGCUUCGUGGUUUCCGGGGUUGAGUUCUGGGAUUUGGAUGACAGGGAAGGAAGGCAGAGUAGAGUACGAUAUCGGACGACGACGACGACGACGACAACAACAACAACAACAACAAGGGUCUAAGAAGCUACAGAAGCCUCUUGUGAGCGUCCGUUUAGGCUCUCUCCGUAUCCUCCAAGGCCUUGAAAAUGGAAGACCUGGGAUAUAA